Molecule: messenger RNA, 1284 nt
Organism: Pollicipes pollicipes
Lineage: Eukaryota; Metazoa; Arthropoda; Thecostraca; Pollicipedomorpha; Pollicipedidae
Product: translation initiation factor IF-2, mitochondrial
Exons: 9
Coding region: 1-1134 (377 amino acids)
Biological process (GO): translational initiation
Cellular component (GO): cytoplasm
Molecular function (GO): translation initiation factor activity
Source: RefSeq, a predicted model, not a curated record
AUGAAGUCGAUCCGCUCGGGCGACCAAAGCGGCCUGGUGGAGGGAGUCGUCAUUGAGAGCAGAACUGAUCACAAGCGAGGCCGGCUGAGCACGGUGCUGGUGCAGCGCGGCACGCUACGGCGCGGCGCCGUGCUGGUGUCGGGUGGCUGCUGGGCCCGCGUGCGCGCCAUGUUCGACGACGCCGGCCUGCCGGUGCAGCGCGCGCUGCCCAGCAGCCCGGUCGAGGUGCUGGGCUGGCGCGAGCUGCCCUCGGCCGGACAGACCGUGCUCGAGGUCCACUCUGAGCGCCAGGCCAGGGAGGUGGUGGGGUGGCGCCAGAGCCAGGAGUCCCACCGCAAGGCACAGGACAAUCAGCUGGCCGCCCAGCAGAAGCUGGAGGCGCAUCUGGCGGAGUACCGCGCGGCACGCCAGGAGCGGCUCCAGAAGGGUCUGAGGUUCAACGUGAGGUCGAAGGGUCCUCGGAAAAAAGAGGCAACCGAUCAGCACUCGGGCCCCACCCUCUCCAUCGUGGUGAAAGGGGACGUGGACGGCUCGGUGGAGGCGAUCCUGGACGUGCUGGACACUUACCACGAGCCGGAGGUGCGGCUGGACGUGCUGCACUACGGCGUCGGCGCCGUCACUGAGAGCGACAUCAGCAUCGCGCAGAUGUUCAACGGUGUCGUGUACGGCUUCAACGUGGAGGUGUCGGCCGAGGUGGCCGCGCUCGCGCACGCCUCCAACACGCCCGUCCGCCUGCUGAACGUCAUCUACCGACUGGUGGACGACGUACGAGAUGAGAUCAACCAGCGCAUGCCGGUCACGGAUGUGGAGGAGGUGAUCGGUGAGGCGAACGUUUUGCAGGAAUUCAUUGUCACUGAGAAGAAGCACAAGAUCCCUGUGGCGGGCUGCAGAUGCGUGAAAGGCCUGCUCAAGAAAUCCGAGAAAUACCGACUAGUGCGCGAAGGAGAGACAAUACAUGAAGGCGCCAUGGCCUCGAUGCGACACCUGAAGAAUGAGGUCGACACCAUCAAGAAGGACGUGGAGUGCGGCCUGAUGCUGGCCGACACGGAGGUGCGCUUCGAGCCGGGUGAUACGCUCAUCUGCUACCGAACCGUGCAGCGAGAGCAGACCACCAACUGGGACGCGGGCUUCUAGGCAUCGUGCCGCUGCCCGGGCUGCCAGCGGGGCGGGUCAUGUGAUGUGUGACUUGUGGAUCAAGUCGCCUGAUGUCCCGCAGAGAUGAAAUGAUGAUGAUUGUAGAUGCUCCGUUCGCUUGAUACUUGACGUUCGGCGGAGAAAUAUACG